This is a messenger RNA of Dioscorea cayenensis subsp. rotundata (Guinea yam), 1727 nucleotides long. Its product is annotated as FCS-Like Zinc finger 8-like. The coding region runs from base 485 to 1399 and encodes 304 amino acids. The record is from RefSeq and is a predicted model, not a curated record. NCBI's taxonomy places the organism in Eukaryota, Viridiplantae, Streptophyta, Magnoliopsida, Dioscoreales, Dioscoreaceae. The transcript has 3 exons.
UCUUUAAAUUUAGUCUUCAGCGCUUUGCUUUAGCAGGUAUGCGUCACCAGCUCCUUCUCUGGCUCUGUGACCGCCAUUAGAGAGAUUUCACAGAGAGAGGGAGGGUUUCGGAGCUGGGAUAUUCGCUGAAUAUUGUAAGAAUUGGAAGGGAAAGUGGGAGGUGAGGCAAAGGUGUGAGCUUUUUGAGUUUUCAGUGAUCAAAGAGGAGUUAGUUCAUUGUGUGUGUGUGUGUGGAGGUAGUGAGGAGUAAGGAGAAGGGUUUGAUUGGUUGUGUUUGAUCUUUUUCUUGUAUAUUAUUCUUUGAGAAAGUGGAAAAGUGUGGAAAGGUUUGAUCUUUUGGGUGGAAGGAAUUAGGUUAACGGGGUUUGGAGUUUAGAGUGAGAAUGAUCUUAUAAAGGGAGAGAAAGGUUCAAGCUUUGGGUUUUUGUUGAUGAUCUUUUGAGGUGAUUAGUGAAAUCAGUUCAGUGUCCAAACUUGAUUUCUGAUGCUGAAGAAGAGAUCAAGAGCAGUGAGCAGCAGCAGCAGCAGCAGCAGCAAACAAAGUCUCCAAUCACCUACUGGAAAAUACAAUAGAAUGGCAUCCUCUUCUCUCUUCCCUUCUCCCAGACUCUUUGUCGGCUUCUCUUCAAAAGGAUUCACCGACAUGGAGCCUGCCGCCAUGAGUCCCACUUCCAUACUUGAAACCAAGCCCUUCUCCUCCAUUGGCAACCCCUUCUUCUCCGAUAGAAAUCCUAGAAAACCAGUCAAUGAAACCAAUGUUCCUCUAGAAAGCAACAAGCAUCACCACCCUUGGGACAAUGGAGACUCUAAGGCUAUUGGACUUGGCAUCAUUGAUGCUCUAACUAAUGAGAAAGCCAAUGACAAGUCCUCAAAACAAGAUAGCCGAAUGGUUCUCUUUGGAUCACAGUUGAAAAUCCAAGUCCCUUCCAUCAAUUCCGGUCCAAUUUCUCCUACUUGUUCUGUGGAGUCUCCUAAUUCUCCUAUAGAAUUUGGCAUCAAGACUAAGGACUCUCAGCUGGCUCUUUACUCUCCACCUCCGGCCACUCCUCGUAUUUUCUCCGGCUGCUUCUCGCCGAGAGAUAUGGAGUUGUCUGAGGACUACACUUGUAUCAUCUCUCAUGGCCCAAACCCAAAGACAACUCAUAUAUUCGAUAACUGCAUCGUGGAGAGCUGCGGCGAUGGAUUCCUUCAAUCGAUGGCCGAUCGAACUGUGUAUCCUUCUGAUGAUUUCUUUAGCUUUUGUUAUGCUUGCAAGAAGAAUCUUGGUCAUGGGAAGGACAUCUUCAUGUAUGGAGGUGAGAAAGCAUUCUGCAGCAGAGAAUGCCGAUACCAAGAGAUGCUCUUCGACGAAGAAGUUACAGACGACAAGUCCUUGGCAGAGCAAAUGCGUCCCCUCUAGCAAACACUACGGAGUUUUGUUUUGUAAAUUUGAUUGGUUUUUAUAGUAGUCUGAAACUGUUAUGGUUUAUGCAUCUUUCUUUUUUGUUAGUGUUCUUCUUCCAGUUGUUCUUCACCUUCUUUUUUGGUCUCCAAUGGAGGGAGGCUGUUGAAUUUCUCCAAGGAUGUUUUCAUUCACAGUUUGGGUCUUGGGAUUGUCCUCAAAUUUUGGUUUUAAGGUCAUGUAUGAGAAACAUUGGGUCACUUCCAAUUGCCUUCUUUGCAAUCUCAUGCAAUGUAUACAUUGUUUUUGUUGUUAUUCUAAGAAUAAGCUCUUAUUCCUACUUUUA